AUGAAGGAGAUCCAAGCGGUAGCAUACGAGGCAAGCAGCGACAGUGAGAACCAGAAAGAGACAUUGGCGGGAAUGGUCUUCGAGAUAGGAGACAUGGAGAUUAUGGAAGAAAUGCGCCCAGUACCGCCGUUUCGAUGCAAUCAGAUCGAAACAAGCAAAUUAGCGAAGGAAUGGCGAGCAUGGAAGGAAUCCCUUGAGUGCUACUUCGCCGCUUACGGAAUAUCCGACCAAAAAGUCAUGCGAGCGAAGUUGUUGCAUUUCGGCGGGCCAGCCCUGCAAACUGUAUUCAGAAACCUCAAAGACCACAACACCGUACCGGUGGUAGCACUGAAUUGGGGUUUUGAUGCAGCCAUCGAGAAGUUAGAUGAGUUUUUCGAACCGAGGCAUAUGAGCACGUCAGAGCGAAGGAAGUUGCGACAAAUGAAGCAAAAGGCAAACGAGCGGUUUGCGGAUUACGUCAUUCGUUUAAAGCAACAGGCGGCAGAAUGCGGUUUCGAGAAAUACGGCCCAGAAAUAUCGAAGGUGCUCACCGAAAUCUACCUGACGGACGCCGUGGUCGAAGGUUGUACCUCCAAUGAAGUUCGUAGGAGAAUCCUGCUGAAGGAUCUUCCAUUCGAAGAAAUUGAGGCGCUUGGCAUAUCACAAGAGGGAGUUGAUCAACAGGUAGAAGAAAUUGUUUCGUCCAAGCCAUCGGAGAAGAUCUACAAGGUUGAGCGAUUCUCGUCAAAUACGAAAAACAAGCUAUGGCCAUUUCGAGAAAAUGUGCCGAAAGCGAAAAAGCGAUGCCGUGCAGAAACCGAUCGAGACAAAAGUUCGAGCGAUAACAACGAGGAUAAGUUCGAGGAUAGAAACGAACGUGAUAUGACGAAUGCACAUGAAAAGGUGUAUUACGCAUUUUACACUGGAAAUGAGGCAAACAUCAUCCAGUGUGUCGUAGGCGGCGUAAAAUUGGACAUGCUGGUCGAUUCAGGGUCCGACGCAAAUCUAAUCAGUGAUGCCGCUUGGACCGAGUUGAAAGCACAAAACGUCGCCGUGUUAUCAUCGACGAAGGGAUCGUCUCGCAUCUUGAAGGCUUACGGAAGCGACAGACCUCUGAAGAUACUGGGAUCAUUUGAAGCUAUCGUCGCUGUCGAAGAUCGUGAGGUGCGUGCCGAGUUUCUAGUCGUUGAGGGAGGACAGCGAUGCUUGCUCGGCGAUGCCACCGCAAAGGAAGUGGGCGUUUUGCGUGUUGGGCUGCAGGUAAAUCGCUUGGAAGAAACAGUUGAACCUUUCACUAAGAUACGAGGAAUAAAAGCGCAUAUCCACAUGGAUCCGGACGCCGUUCCUGUAUUCCAGCCGGUGCGUAGGAUUCCGGCGCCGCUAGAAGAAGCGGUUAAUCGAAAAAUUGACCAGCUACUCCGACGAGACAUUAUUGAACUGAAAUUGGGACCGACUAGUUGGGUAUCCCCGCUGGUUAUCGUCGGCAAAGCAGAUGGCGAACCGCGUUUGUGCCUCGACCUACGUCGUGUCAACGAGACCGUGUUAAGGGAGCACCAUCCAAUGCCUGUCGUUGACGAUUACAUCAUGCGCUUAGGAAAAGGUCGAGUUUGGAGCAAGUUAGACAUCCGGGAAGCAUUCCUGCAGGUUGAGCUUGCGGGAUGCCACAACAUUCAUUACAAGUUGAGGUUUCUUCCGCUUUAA
Messenger RNA from Armigeres subalbatus, 1680 nucleotides. RefSeq lists its product as uncharacterized. The transcript has 3 exons. NCBI's taxonomy places the organism in Eukaryota, Metazoa, Arthropoda, Insecta, Diptera, Culicidae. Bases 1 to 1680 code for a protein of 559 amino acids. Gene Ontology annotation, biological process: proteolysis. The record is from RefSeq and is a predicted model, not a curated record. Gene Ontology annotation, molecular function: aspartic-type endopeptidase activity.